Fusarium vanettenii 77-13-4 is the source of this 2307-nucleotide messenger RNA. RefSeq lists its product as uncharacterized. The record is from RefSeq and is a predicted model, not a curated record. The coding region runs from base 1 to 2307 and encodes 768 amino acids. The transcript is spliced from 5 exons. NCBI's taxonomy places the organism in Eukaryota, Fungi, Ascomycota, Sordariomycetes, Hypocreales, Nectriaceae.
AUGCCUGCACCAUGGGAUGCCUAUCCUGGCGGGGAACUCGAAGACCCUUCUAUCGACAUGUUCCCAGAUGGUUUACUGUUUUUAGGCCCUACGCCUGACCACACCUCCCAACCGGACGUCGUUAACCCCAUGCCUCCAGCCCAGUGGCUAAACCCAAGACCACUCCAAAAUGACUUCAUCCCUAUUUUUAAUAAAGUCGAGGAGAUCGAGGAGAACGAGGAGAACGAGAAUCACGGAGUGCUCCUUAGCAAUGGCCAUAGCAAUCACUCAUUGGCCUCAAUUAGCUCAGUAUUUUCUAGAGAUUCCGGGAUUUCUAUGCGAGGUCCAGUACGAGAUCACGGACCGGAAGUCAUAGACUACACACCUGAACUCACUCCCUCCUCUGGUCGAUACAGCUGUCCGUAUCGAAAGAUCAACCCCAGCAACUUCAAUGUCUGCGACUUCCCAAAGUGUGCCCUUGAAUCUUUUGAUACAGUAUCUGAGGUCAAGCAACAUGUCCUCAGGUACCAUCAGUCUAAAGACUUGCCUUUCCAAUGCCGGGUGUGCACAUCCAGAUUUCGAAAACGGAAAGACCUUGAUAAUCAUUUCAAUACACAACUCUGCCACAAACCUCCUACUCUCAAUGACCACGAAAACGGCAUCGACGACGCCAUGUUGGCCAUUCUCAAGGAACGCCGACAGGCCUCAAGAGUGCAUACAUGGGAAGACCUGUGGAACGUGAUAUUUCCUGGCUGCGACAUAAUGGCUCCAGGCUUUAUACCCCCUCGUCUUGCUCAAGAGCAGACCGACGCCUCAACCCAGACCUCUCCGAAAGAUCCAGAUCAAAAAACGGCAGAAAGCGAAAGUCAACCCUCGUCAUACUUGCACCCCCAACAGGGAACACCCGACAGUCAGGCACAACCAAUUAUCCAUCCCAAAAUAACGAUGCCAAGAACGAGCACAUCAUUGCGACAGGUGGGGCUCGCUAGAGUUCACAUCGAAAUCCUUUCCCUAUCUGAACAGCACCGGCAGUGGGGACACGAUGAAACUGGGAGCCUUGAUGGGUUCGACAGUGAAACUGACGGUGAGGGUUCUGACGACGACGCAUCCAGCCCCGACGCUCAUGAUUCCGACGGCUCGCCUGGGGAUGCUUCAACAGGGACGCCGUCGACUGUUGGAAAUGCAAGUCAAGGGCAAACGUUUGUAUCAGCAACAGGACAGCCAAGGUCAUCACGCAAGCGAAACAGGGCAAACGAAGGCGAAGGUGACGAUAAUGGCAAUAAACCACCUGAAAAGAAGCAACGACGACAAUCUCGGGACGUGGAUCCUUCCCGACGACGCUUUGCCUGUCCUUACCAAGCCUCUGGACUAUCAGACAACUGCUUCAGGCGCGCACAGCGCAAUAAGACAGGUGGCUGUGAUACGAUAUCUCGACUGAAAGAUCAUCUAAAGCGGAAGCACAUGAAGUCAUAUCGAUGCGACCGCUGCUGGAAGCAGUUCGACGCCAGACAUGAAGCCCUAGCACACCCAGAGAGUAACUGCCCUCCAGAAGAAAUGCCAGAACACGAGCAGUUCAUGACGCAAGAGCAAGAAAUAGAGGUCAGAAAUUUCAAGGGAAAUUCCGAGGGUACAUGGUGGAGACUAUUCCACCUUUUGAUCCCAGAUAUGGUCCCCAUUGAAGAGCGAGCCUCGUUUCAGUUACAUUACUCACAUCUCCCUUAUUAUUUACAUCUUGGCUCGUUCUUAAUAAUUCCACCUGUGCACCUUGAAAACCCAUCCUUUCAGAACACGGACAGCCUGUCGCCGUACCAAACGAACAGGAUUGGGUCUGCCCUAACCCCUCUCGGCUCGCGGCCCGAUACCUUCACUGGGUUUGGAAGCACAAGGAUAACUUCACAGAGUUUCACUACUCCUAUUUACGGAGCGGCCACGCAGCAACCAUCGUCGAAUCCUUCAUUCCUGGGCUUAGAUCAAGCCGCAACUGCUUUUCCAGAUACACAGCGAUCAGUCGAAUCAAGCUCAACCGGUUCAAGUGACAGAAUCAACGCAUCGUCGACGCCGGCUAGCUCACUUAACGUGAUAGCAAGCCCAGCCUUGGAUACGUCACAAAUGCAACGAAACUAUGAGCGCCAAAAGACGCGAGCCGAACAGGCAGAGGGGGAGAAUGGAGAGCUCCGGGCAACUAUCAGUGCGAGUCGAGAGCAGUUGAGGGAUGCUUCAAUGCUUCUAGAGGGGGUUUUGGGCAGAGAAAAUCUUGAUCGUGAGGUGUGCGAACAAUUGAACCGUGCCGCAGAGAUUCUUCUCCGUGUAACUGGGCGAUUGCGAUGA